AUGCCCGACUUAGAAAAAUCUUAUGCUUCUCUUAUUCAUUCGGCAACAAAAGAAUUAGCAUCAGGUCUCUAUACGAUCACAAAUACACCAUGGAUUGCCGAAAACACUCGGUCUGAUCCCAUAGACUCUUCAAAAAUCGAUUACAAUGAUCUAACCAGCGUUACCAUUGGACCUUCCUCCAGUCCCAUUCGUGUGACCUGGCCCCUCGCAGUCUUUUGCAUGAACUCUCUUUUCUUCCGCAGCAUCUUCAUGCCAGAAACACCCACUGUACCAGAUACUACACCUCUUUACAUCAAAGCUCUCCGUCUGGAACACCAACGUACAAAUAAUAUCCCAUUCCCCUGCACUACUCCCGCCGAAACCGACGCUUUCUCCAUCUUCGUAUCAUGGAAUACAACCAAUGAGUUAAAGUCUUCAACAAAAUUUGUUGGCAUCACUAGUGUCAAUGUUUAUGAACGCAUUCGACAAUACAACAAACUCUGGGAUCAGCUGAUUGAGUGCUACAAACUCUCUCAAUUCCUAAUCGCGCCUAAAUUCGCCAACAAGAUCAUCGAUACGAUGAUCUGUGCUUUGAGAGAAGAAUGCGGAUGGCAAACACAUCGAAGACAACUAGAAGACGAAGAAGAUGAGAAUGUUCUCGCGGCUCCCGGAACUGCAGAGUAUGACGCAUUAAUUGAUCACAUAUCCCAACUCACAACCGAAGGAAACGAUGAUUUAUUUAAUCAAACACAAUCUUCAAGCAUCCCGCCAAUAGUAGAGCAAAACAACACUCCGAAUCGAAAAACCAAACUUCUUCCUCCAGAUGCAAGAAACAUUCUCGGUGGAUCACCUGCGCAAAUCUCACAUUUGUAUGCGUCUACAAAUCCUGGUUCCCAACUGCGUCAAAUGCUCGUUCAGAUGAUCAUCAACUAUUCAGUUCGCUAUCCUAAGUACUAUGCUCAACCUUCUAGCUUCAGUACUCUGAUUACAGGCGCGGGGUCCGCUAUGCAGGAGAAUCUCUCAGUCCCGAUUGAAUUUAUGAUUGAUUUAUUGGGUGCGUAUGCGAAGCUGGGAAAACAGGCGAGGGAUCGAGGAUGGAGAGAGAGGGAUAUGGGAUGUGUGUAUCAUGAGCAUAAGGAUCAUGUUGAGGAGAUGAAGUGUCAGGUACAGAGUGCGAGGGAGAGGAAUAAUGCGGAGGGAGGUGAGGAUGUGACGAUUUCGUCGGCGGUGGGAUAUUCGAUGGAUUGA
This is a messenger RNA of Botrytis porri, 1227 nucleotides long. RefSeq lists its product as uncharacterized. Bases 1 to 1227 code for a protein of 408 amino acids. The record is from RefSeq and is a predicted model, not a curated record. NCBI's taxonomy places the organism in Eukaryota, Fungi, Ascomycota, Leotiomycetes, Helotiales, Sclerotiniaceae. The transcript has 2 exons.